AUGUGCUCCCUCACCCGCACGCUGGCACUGCUGGGCGCGCUGCUGUGGGCGCCGUGGCGGGCGCUGCACGGGGCACCGCUGGCCGAGCUCUCGGGGGACCAGGACUUCCAGCUCUUCCUGUACAAAAACCUCGAAUUCACCCGCAAGAUCAAGGGGGACGUGGCCGCGCUGCAGCGGGUGGUGUGUGACACCUUCCAGCUGUGCAAGGAGGAAGAGCUGCUGCUGGUGCGGCAGGACCUGGGCAUCGCGCAGGCACCGCUGGAGCAGUGCCACGGCCGCACCUUCCAGGCGGAGGCUUGCUUCAGCCAGAUCCGCGCGGGGCUCCGCGCCUACCACGGCUCCCUCGCCGCCGUCCUGGAGCUGCUGCCGGGACACGCCGGCCUGGUGGAGACCCUGCAGCUGGACACCGCCAACCUCUCCUCCAACAUCCAGCAGCAGAUGGAGGACCUGGGCCUGGCCACGGUGACGUACCCCACGGAGGGCCGGGGCCCCCUCCCCACCUUCUCCUCCCACUUCCACCACCAAGUCGGCGGCUUCUUCAUCCUGGCCAACUUCCAGCGGUUCCUGGAGACGGCGUACCGGGCGCUGCGGCACCUCGCCCGCCUCUGA
This is a messenger RNA of Tyto alba (common barn owl), 609 nucleotides long. RefSeq names its product colony stimulating factor 3 (gene CSF3). Bases 1 to 609 code for a protein of 202 amino acids. The transcript is spliced from 5 exons. Gene Ontology annotation, biological process: immune response; positive regulation of cell population proliferation; positive regulation of myeloid cell differentiation. Gene Ontology annotation, molecular function: growth factor activity; cytokine activity. Gene Ontology annotation, cellular component: extracellular region. NCBI's taxonomy places the organism in Eukaryota, Metazoa, Chordata, Aves, Strigiformes, Tytonidae. The record is from RefSeq and is a predicted model, not a curated record.